AUGGAACCUGACGGGGCUGGCAAUGCCGGGAGGGACCCCGAUACACGAGCUGUGCCGCCGAAUAACCGCUUCACCUCACCGCUCGUCAUCAACAGCCCGGCCCGGCGAAGAAGUUUAUUCUCACGACCAAAGUCCCAGGAGGGCGCUAUUCGCCCGACUAGCUCGGGUUCGAUUUCUGACACCAACGCUGCGUCGCCGAACAACACGAAAAUCCCGCGCCCCGCCCAGCAACGACCAAUCACACUUUCAGAUGCCUACCGGAUGGCUGAGGAAGAGGAGGCCGCCCAAGGAUCGCCCAGCCCAGCACCGCGGUUAUGGCGAUCUCGGCGCGAAUCUACUGGGAAGAAACUGACGAAGCCGAAUCCCAGCACGCUAGGUGUGUUGGCGCGCGGCGGGUCGAAUGCGAAGCCUCCAGGACUCAUCCGUGACGGCAGCCAGAACGAGCGCCCCGGUUCAUCACAACAAAGCGACCUCUCGGACAGUACCUUUGACGAAAAGCUGCGUCAGUAUGCCCAAGAGCAGGCUAUUCCAGAAGAACCUAGCCGCCGCAGCACCGGCUUGUUUUCCAGAUCUAGGCUCGGGACUAAGAUUGUCGAGACCGGAAGGGAUUUACUAGUCCGCAGAUCCAGUCGGAGUAGCUUGGAGGAUUCCUCCUCUCCGCGGGCUGCCAAGGCGGCGGCAAGUAGUCCAUCGCUCUUGCGGCGAUUAUCUGGGAUAAGACGGGAGCCGAGCGACGCCUAUUCAGCUCCCGAACCGGCGGAUUGGGCUCAUCUAGCCGAACAUCCUGACGACGGGCCUCCGCAACCAAGCACGACGCCCCUAGGGCGACCUGCUAUCGCUCCUCCAGACUCCCAUACUUCCAACAAAAGCUUUGCUUGGCAAGCCGACGCGGAUUUUACAGCCGGUGAUUUCCAGGUGUCUAAUAGCCCGCCCGUGGCCAUCGGGCGCAGCAACACCAAAAUCGACGAAAUACGCGCCUUGGAAGCUGAGCUCAAUGGCCGCUUCGCCGAGGAUUCCAACCAACAACCCGAAAGCACCCUGGCUGAGGGCAUAGGCGCCGUCGAAACUUGGGCCUCUCCGAAGUUACCCAGCAAACCUCUCGAGUCGGGUCAGGGUGCCGGUAGUACGGAGGAGGCGGCACCUGAGGGUGGUGAUAGAGCAUCGCGCCCUCGGUCCGUUAGUCGAGCGAGUGUGAGAUUGGACGAGCUUAGAUCACGUGAAAUUGAGACUCUAUCUAGGAGGGCCCUUGCCACGGCUAGGCUAGAUGAGUUUCGGGAGAGAAAUAUUGCGAUAUCACGUUCGCCAUCUCCAGAUAUUGCACGAAAGUCCAGCAGAGAACCAAUACGAGCCUUCUCUCCGUUGCGAGAUAGAUUGCGGAGACGAGAGGAUGAAACCGUGGCUGCUACAGAACAAACCGAAAUGGAUCAGACCGACCAGAGCAGCCUUGGGUCAGCUCCCCCCACGGUCCAUCACCCCCCAGCCAAGACAGUCAGUACCGAAAUUCAAGAGGCGGGCGAAGGCCGAGAACCUCUAUCCAGUGGCGCGCAGCCGAAAGACGAUACGAACGACGUUAUAGGCCUGUUGAUCGCCAGCGGCGGCGGCAGCUCAGCGUCAGCAGCGCAAGUAGUUGCGAGUGAACAACCUCCCGCGCCUCGCGGCCAUGGGUCGCUAGCAGAACGUAUGAGACAGAGAAGGUCGAUUGGCGGCGCUAAGAGCGAUGUUAGGCCAACUGUUGGGUUCACCGGCCUCUCGAGGAGUUCCUCGGCUGAGUUGAGGGUGGCUAAGCGGGGAAGUUUUGUUCACUCAGACUCUGACCCUACGGAGCGUAUAGAAGGGGAAAUGAAGCUUUUCGCGGCGCAAGAGAACCAGUCAGAAAAAGGUUCUUUGCGAGCUUUGUCCCCGGACACCGAGGAGGAGGUACCUGCUGAGACACCAAAACCCACCAAGGUCGACCCUCUCACGCAGCCCACCCCUAGGGUGGUGGGAGCGUUUGUCGAGACGCCUGCAACAGUCAAGGUGGAAAAGCCCGAAAGCUCUGUCACAGCUGCGGCUGCUAAGGAAAGGGAGAGUGAAACACGAGAGGACGGCCACAGAUAUCCGACCAACAGCAGUAACGGAAGUUCCGAGAGCAGCGUGGACCCCAGGCCCUCACUUACGCAAGGCAAUAGGGAUGGUACUGUGACGCGCCAACAAAAGCGUGCGCAGUCAUCAAAGGGAGACAGAGUGCCCGGGCGAUCGUCGUCACUCUCUUCCCGACGCCGUGCCAGGUCAUUGUCCCGAAGCCGCAGGCCGUUGGCAAACUCGGCGAAACCCCCCACGGUCAGAGACGAUUUGUUGGAGAUCCAGAGAGCCAACCAAAUGGAUGAUUCGACCUUGGACGAUCUUGCGGACUUGCUCAACCACCAGGACCACCUUGACCCUAUCGUCCCGGAUGCUCGCUGGAUCAAGCCAGAGAACAACGAUAGCAGCAGCAGCAAUAGCAAUAACAAGCUUGAUGGCCAGAAGGAAUUGGAAGCAUACGACCGAAUGAGUCGCUCACUCGAGACUGGGCUCCUGGGCAUUCAAAUUGCAAAGCAGGGAAUUCAGCGCCUCGAGGACAAAGUCGCCCAGGCAGAUGUCAAGAAACCUUCGCAGCAUACGGCACACGACCAACAUAUUAAAGGAAACUCACCGUCGGAUGCAACGGUGACGUACGUCGCUUUCCCACUGCCUCGCCUCUGGCACCGGCGCCCUAAAUUCCGGUUCACGCUCUUCGGCCUCGGCCUCUUCCUGCUUUCUCUUUGGUACAUCGCGGAAUCAUGGAUGUGCUUCCGGUACUGCAAGCCCGAAUACUGUUAUCCUGGUGCGCCAUGCGAUUGGUCCUCGGACGACCCGGUCUGGGGCUACGCAAUUCCGGUAAAGUUGGAUCAAUGGGUAGCUGGGGGGCAGGGCAGGGAAUUCACACGCCAACUUGGGCCCGAGGUAGCUGACUGGUUGGCCGACCUGCGGGACGCCGCGAUUGGGGUCGACAUUACCGCAGUCGACACGUCUCGCUACAACUGGGAACAGAAGCGACGAUAUAGGAGACGGUUGGCUAGGAAGGGGCUCGCCAAGCCCUUUGUUGAACGCCCAGAAGAUAAGGACGUCUUCAACGGAUGGAAGUCUGUUAGGGAAGCCAAUGCAAAAGUCCAGUCGGCGCAAGAAAUGGGGUACGGUGUGAGCGAGGAUGAGAGUAUCGGUGGUGACCAAAGGACUUAG
This is a messenger RNA of Chaetomium globosum CBS 148.51, 3237 nucleotides long. RefSeq lists its product as uncharacterized. The record is from RefSeq and is a predicted model, not a curated record. The transcript has a single exon. Bases 1 to 3237 code for a protein of 1078 amino acids. Lineage: Eukaryota; Fungi; Ascomycota; Sordariomycetes; Sordariales; Chaetomiaceae.